Molecule: messenger RNA, 6080 nt
Organism: Calypte anna (Anna's hummingbird)
Lineage: Eukaryota; Metazoa; Chordata; Aves; Apodiformes; Trochilidae
Gene: SGSM1
Product: small G protein signaling modulator 1
Exons: 25
Coding region: 99-3365 (1088 amino acids)
Biological process (GO): activation of GTPase activity
Molecular function (GO): GTPase activator activity
Source: RefSeq, a predicted model, not a curated record
GGCCGAUCGGACCCGGUCCGGCCCCCCAGAACCGAGCGGAACGGAGCGGCCGGGCCCCCCCGGCAGAGCCCGGCGUUGCAGAGCGGAGAAGCGCGGCCAUGGCGGCGGCCCCGGCGGAGGCGGAGACCCGGCAGCGGCUGCUGCGAACCGUCAAGAAGGAGGUGAAGCAGAUCAUGGAGGAGGCAGUGACAAGGAAGUUUGUGCACGAGGACAGCAGCCACAUCAUCUCCUUCUGUGCUGCAGUGGAAUCCUGUGUCCUGCAUGGCCUGAAGAGGAGGGCAGCAGGGUUCCUGCGCAGCAACAAGAUAGCAGCUCUGUUUAUGAAGGUGGGCAAGAGCUUCCCCCUGGCUGAGGAGCUCUGCAAGAAGGUGCAGGACCUGGAGCAGCUCAUUGAGAACACACGAAAUCAAGCCCAGAGCAUCCCAGAGAACACACGCAAGGUGCCCAAGCUGCCCAACCUCUCUCCUCAAGCCCUCAAACACCUCUGGAUCCGCACAGCCCUCUUUGAGAAGGUCUUGGAUAAAAUCGUGCAUUACUUGGUAGAAAACAGCAGUAAGUACUAUGAGAAAGAAGCCCUCCUGAUGGAUCCUGUGGAUGGGCCAAUUCUUGCAUCUUUAUUAGUGGGGCCCUGUGCACUGGAGUACACCAAGAUGAAGACUGCUGACCACUUCUGGACAGACCCCUCAGCUGAUGAGCUGGUCCAGAGGCACCGGAUCCACAGCUCCCACUGCCGCCAGGACUCCCCCACCAAGCGCCCAGCUCUCUGUAUUCAGAAGAGGCAUUCCAGUGGCAGUAUGGAUGAUCGGCCAUCCCUGUCUGCCAGGGACUACGUGGAGUCCCUGCACCAGAAUUCCCGAGCCACCCUCCUCUAUGGGAAGAACAACGUCCUGGUGCAGCCGAGAGAUGACAUGGAGGCCAUCCCGGGGUACCUGUCCCUCCACCAGACAGCAGACAUCAUGGCACUGAAGUGGACUCCCAAUCAGCUGAUGAAUGGUUCUGUGGGUGACCUGGACUAUGAGAAGAGUGUGUACUGGGACUAUGCCAUGACCAUUCGCCUGGAGGAGAUUGUCUACCUGCACUGCCACCAGCAGGUAGACAGCGGUGGGACGGUGGUCUUGGUGAGCCAGGAUGGGAUCCAGAGACCCCCACUGAGGUUCCCCAGGGGUGGACACCUCCUGCAGUUCCUGUCCUGCCUGGAAAAUGGGCUCCUGCCCCAUGGACAGCUGGAUCCACCCCUCUGGUCCCAGCGGGGGAAGGGAAAGGUGUUUCCCAAGCUAAGGAAGCGAAGCCCUCAAGGCUCCUCCGAGUCUGCAUCCGACAAGGAAGAUGAUGAAGCCACAGAUUAUGUGUUCAGGAUAAUCUACCCUGGGACACAGGCUGAGUUUGUGCCCCAGGACCUGAUGGACACACCAGGUCCCAGCCUGCCCCCCAUCUGGCAGCCCAGCACCCGCAAGUCCUCCUGCUCCUCCUGUUCCCAGAGUGGCUCCUCGGACAGUGGGGCACCCAAUGGCUGCAGCCAUGAGAGAGCCCCACUGAAGCUCCUGUGUGACAACAUGAAGUACCAGAUCCUCUCCAGGGCCUUCUAUGGCUGGCUGGCUUAUUGCAGACACCUCUCCACCGUCCGCACACACCUCUCUGCUCUGGUCCAUCACAGCAUCGUGUCCCCUGAUGUCCCCUGCAGUGCCAGCUCGGGGCUGACUGUGGACAUCUGGCAGAGAUACCUGGAGGACAGCACGAGCUAUGAGGACCAGGAGCUGCUGCGGCUGAUCUACUACGGGGGCAUCCAGCACGAGCUCAGGAAGGCUGUUUGGCCCUUCCUGCUGGGCCAUUACCAGUUUGGGAUGACAGAGGCAGAGAGGAAAGAGGCUGACCAGCAGACCCGCUCCUGCUACGAGCACACCAUGGCUGAGUGGCUGGGCUGCGAGGCCAUCGUGCGGCAGCGGGAGAAGGAGUCCCACGCAGCAGCCCUGGCCAAGUGCUCCUCUGGGGCCAGCCUGGAUUCCCACAUCCAGAGGAUGAUGCACAGGGAUUCCACCAUCAGCAAUGAGUCAUCUCAGAGCUGCAGCUCUGGCAGACAGAAUCACGCCCGGCUGCAGAGUGACUCCAGCUCCAGCACCCAGGUAUUUGAGUCUGUUGAUGAAGUGGAACAGGAGGGAGAUGCUCAGCUGGAAGAUGGCAAACCAAGCAAGGUCCCUAAUGGGACGGUCCCCAAUGGGACCUGUUCCCCUGAUUCUGGCCACCCCUCUUCCCAGAACUUCUCCAUCACAUCAGGAUUCUCCGAGCGCAGCUUCAGCAACGAGGACAGCACCCUGGAAACCAACAAAUCCUCAGGAAGCUCUCAGGGAAAAGCUGGUGGCUCUGAUGUCUCAGCCCCCCAGGACUCAGACAGUGCCCCGCUGGAGGAGAAGCUGCAGGGCCAGGACAGCUUGGAAGGGGAAUUUCCCACCAGUGGCAGCGUGGACUUUGUUCCAGGGGCUGAGAGCUCAACGAGGGCUCACGAGUCCGUGGCCCUGACUGUGGUGGAGAGCUGGGCAGACAGUGAGGCUGAGAAGCAAAGCUUGGUAGAGAGUGAAGGUGCCCUCUCUGAGGAGCCCGAGAUGGAGAGCUUGUACCCCCAGCUGGAUUCUCUGCCUGUAGCUGACCUGACCAACACUGAAGCUUCUGCUGUCUCCUUGACGGGUGUCACCUACUCUCCAGAGCUGCUGGACAUGUACACCGUGAACCUGCACCGCAUCGAGAAGGACGUGCAGCGCUGUGACCGCAACUACUGGUACUUCACCCCCAGCAACCUGGAGAAACUCCGCAACAUCAUGUGCAGCUACAUCUGGCAGCACAUUGAGAUCGGGUACGUGCAGGGGAUGUGUGACCUGCUGGCUCCUCUCUUGGUCAUCCUGGAUGAUGAGGCUUUGGCUUUCAGCUGCUUCACUGAGCUUAUGAAGAGGAUGAACCAGAACUUUCCCCACGGGGGAGCCAUGGACACCCACUUUGCCAACAUGAGAUCCCUGAUCCAGAUUCUGGACUCUGAGCUCUUUGAGCUGAUGCACCAGAAUGGGGAUUACACUCAUUUCUACUUCUGCUACCGAUGGUUUCUCCUGGACUUCAAGAGAGAGCUGGUGUAUGAUGAUGUGUUUGCUGUCUGGGAGACCAUCUGGGCAGCUGCACACGUGUCCUCUGCUCACUAUGUGCUCUUCAUUGCCCUGGCUUUGGUGGAAAUGUACCGAGACAUCAUCCUGGAGAACAACAUGGAUUUUACAGACAUCAUCAAGUUUUUCAAUGAGAUGGCUGAGAGACACAACACCAAGCAGAUCCUGAAGCUGGCUCGGGACCUUGUCUAUAAAGUCCAGACUCUGAUUGAGAACAAAUGAAGGCAAAGCAUCCAGACAGAGAGCCAGGACUCCCCUUCAAACCUUCCUCCCUUCUCCUUUUUCUCCAAGUGCCACUCCUAUGGGAAUGAGGUAGUUGGACACGUGCUGCUCUCUGGACUGCAGUUCCCUUAGCUCUCCACGUGCUGUGUUCAGGGUUAGGUCCAGGGGUCCUGCUCAGAUCUUCAGCCUUCUCCUGUGACUUAACCAAAGAUCUGUACAAUUGCAUUCCCUGGCUGAGGACUUGCUUUGGAGGCAGGACCCAGGCAGUCCCUGGCCUUCCUGCAGCACAUGUGGUGGCCACCACGACUGCCCAGGUGGUUGCCAGCAUCCCAGGGCUGGGCUGGGGUCUGGGAGAGCAGAGCUGCCAUCCCCCCGGGGGGCUGACUCGGGCUCCACAGCCUUUGCUGCCAGGAUUCAAGUGAUUCCUUGGGGAGCUGGGGAAGCAGCCAGGGACAGGACAGGGCUGCUGCCAGCACUCAGCUUCUGACUGACCUUACCAGGUCCUGCCAGCCACAGGGAGGGCUUGGAUCACAGAAAUUCCUCCUCUUUUGAUCGUGUCCCUCGAUGCAUAGCAUCCCCAUUAGUGUAUUUUUCUUUUUUUUUGUGAGAGCUCUGUUCUCUCCCUGGGGUUUUCUGUUGUUUGUUACUACAGAACCUGAGCACACGAGAGCUGCAACUCGGGAUGGAUUUUCGGAAGAGCUCCAAAUUCAGCACUGGGGUUUUUCUCUCAAAAUCCAACCUCUGUAAUGCUCUCUGAACACUGGAAAAUCUAGUCCUGGGAAUUCUAGACUUGAGGUUUCCAUACCUGCCUUACUCUAGCUGCUUGUGUUAGGAGUCUGGUCCCCCUGUCCCUCCUCUGUUAGGGGGGAGCUCCUCGGGAGGCAGCUCAGGAGCCUUUGGGGACUCUCCUGAGUUGGCCUCUGAAGGUGCCAGUCUCUUCCUUUCUUAAUUAGAAGACUCAAAGCUCAGCAGUGCCAGCAGCCCCUGGGUGCCUGCAGGUUUUCUGUCUGCUGCUGGGGGUGGCUGCCAAGCCCCCCAAACCCCCUGAAAGCCUCCAGUGAAGGCUUGGGGGGUUUCUUUCUCCUGGCCCUGAUGGGGAAAGCAGCCCAAGGUCCCUGAGUGCUCUUUGCUUUUGGAAGCUGCACUUCUCUGGCCACUUUUCCUGCAGCCCCUGGAGCUGGGCUGCUGCCACCUCCUCAGGCUGCAACCCAGAGGGUUUGGCUUCAUUUUUCAACUCAGGUAAAAACCAUAAAGGCAAAGGAGAGGUGAAGGUCAGGGAGGGCUUUGCUGUGGCCACAGGAGGCUGCCCUGGAGGUGUUCUUACAGCAGGAGGGGGACACUGGGCUGUGGCUCUCCCUAAGGGUACUUUCUCUCGAGUUUUGCUGCAAAACUUUGUGUUCCCCCUCCAUGCAACGUGUGCUGUGUGUGUGUGUGUGUGUGUGCUCUGCUCCUGCCCUCUGCAAGAUGAAGAUCAGCUCUUCCCUUGCUGCUGCUUCCCUUCUCCUGUGGAACAUCUGUCUGUGCUGACUCUGUGUUGUAUUUCCUCGUGCUAUGUGUCAGAUGUUGCUUGCAGGGAAAAAAAAAAAAGAAAAAGAAAAAAAGGCAGAUGUAAAUCUGCAGAAGGGAAAAGUUCUGCUGCUUCAGAUACAGUUCUGCAGAGUGUGGUGAAGAGAUGUGCAGCUCCUGGGCAGGGCAGCAUCUUCCUGCAGUGCUGGGACACAGAGGCUGCAGCUGGAAAUCCAGGGAAGAGUGGGAUGUGCUGAGCCCAACCGGGGGGAGCAGCAGGGGGGGAGCAGUGGGACCAUUUAUUUCUCAUAACUCCAACAAGUAAAGCUGUACCAACAACCUGGUAAGUUCUCUGCUGGGUUUUCCUGCAUUAAAUCUCCAAAGCAAGAUUGCUCUGCAGUGACACAGGGAAAAAAAGUUCAAAUCUGCCAGGCCAUGUAGGAAUCUUUCAUUGUUCCCCCAAGCAGGGUGGGAAACUUGUGUGUCCUCCCUGCCAGGCUGCUCCUGCUCCCUUUAGGUCCCAGGAUAAGUCACAGUCCUCCUGCAUCCCCUCCUCUGAAGGGACAGUGCUCUGUCCUCCCCUGUUGGAGGGACAGGGACCAGGAGAUCAGCUCUCACAGCACUCUCACCAAGCAGCAUCCCUGACACUUGAUCUUUCAAGCUUCUGUUUUUCAUUUCUUGGUUUUUAAGCAAAAACAGCCAAGAAAUUCUGCACAAUAUUUGCUGUCUGUAUUAACUGAGAGUGUCUUUGGGCCGCUCAAUAGCAGUGUUUUUUGGAUAAUUUCUGGGGAAAAAAAAAAAAAAAAAGUGUUUAUUUAUUGAUUGUACAUUACUGUGUGUCCUUGUGUGCUGCAGUGUGUGUGUGCAUCGUUAUGCAAAUGGAGAUUUAUCUUUUCAGUGUUCUUUACAAUAUCUUGUAAAUGUUUACCAGAAAAUUGUGUCUAUAUAUAAUAUAUAUAUAUAUAUAUACAGCCUAGAGAGAAAAUAUGUGAAUGAAUGGGUUAUUUUUUGAGGGGGGGAGAGGAAAUCUUUUGCUUCUAAGGACUGUAUGGUUUCUAUAGCACCUACUCCAUGAUGUGCCAGUCUGUCACUGUCCCUGUGCUGUGAGUUGUUCUGGCAUGGCAAGAGGAAGCUCAGAGCAGAACCAUGUUCAUGACCUCAGCUGGGCUUGAUUUUUAGUUCUGAUGUUCAAACUGGAAAUGAAUUUAA